AUGAGAGAGCUCGACGCCGUAACCCAGCCUCUAUUCAAGCUGCUUUCGCUGGUGGUAGACGAAGGAUUAGCGCUCAUCGAGCCCAUUGUUUCGCAGCAUUCAAGCGAAAGACCUAAUAGAAGAACACAAACAGAGACACCAUUGGAAAGAGAGCUCCAGGGCCUCGAGAACGAGACUACUGCCGUAAAAUCUUCUAAUGGACAUGCAGCUGACGACAAUUCUUCUCCUUCUACUUUGGCUUACACAGAUGAAAUGCGAAUAGAAGCGCCAUCAUCGGAAAACAUCUUGGAGCAGCUCCCCCCCGCUAAGCUUGCUACACCUUCGAUUUCGAUACAAGCUGUAUUCAUCGAUGAUGGGGUCGUGAGUCGCAUCCGACCUAAGAAAGCUAUCGCCGCUACUCAAGCUGUUCCCGCCGCCGAACCAAAGAAGUACAAGAUCCAAAUCCCAGGACCCAAGAAAGCCAAUGCUUCAGCUCAAACAAUCUCUGUGGCAAAGGUGAAGGUUGAAGAGAAUGAGUCUGAUGCUGAUGAUGCUGCCGCUGGUGUUUUCCUGGCCCGAAUAUCGUCAUAUAAGCCAACCCGGUUGAGGUUCACUCUGGUAAGCCGGCAGUCAUGGUUUGAAGACAAGAGGGGAGAUGGAAUGGAGAUGGAAUAG
Molecule: messenger RNA, 654 nt
Organism: Botrytis sinoallii
Lineage: Eukaryota; Fungi; Ascomycota; Leotiomycetes; Helotiales; Sclerotiniaceae
Exons: 2
Coding region: 1-654 (217 amino acids)
Source: RefSeq, a predicted model, not a curated record